This is a messenger RNA of Phodopus roborovskii (desert hamster), 1494 nucleotides long. RefSeq names its product ubiquitin fold modifier 1 (gene Ufm1). The transcript has 6 exons. Bases 102 to 359 code for a protein of 85 amino acids. The record is from RefSeq and is a predicted model, not a curated record. Gene Ontology annotation, cellular component: nucleus; cytoplasm. Lineage: Eukaryota; Metazoa; Chordata; Mammalia; Rodentia; Cricetidae. Gene Ontology annotation, biological process: protein K69-linked ufmylation.
ACCAGAGGGCGACGUGGGCCCCGAAGGCCCCCGCUGCCAGCCAUCGAGGAAGCGUGGCGGGCGACUAGGCGCGGUGUGUGUGUGUGUGCGGCGGCUCCACCAUGUCGAAGGUGUCUUUUAAAAUCACGCUGACGUCGGACCCUCGGCUCCCGUAUAAAGUUCUCAGUGUUCCUGAAAGUACACCAUUCACAGCAGUGUUAAAGUUUGCAGCAGAAGAAUUUAAAGUUCCUGCAGCAACAAGUGCGAUUAUUACUAAUGAUGGAAUAGGAAUAAAUCCAGCACAGACUGCCGGAAAUGUUUUUCUGAAACAUGGCUCAGAGCUGCGAAUCAUUCCUAGAGACCGAGUUGGAAGUUGCUAAUGUCUGCUUCUUGGAAUACAGGGCCUUUCAGAAUAAGUACUGGUGUUUGUUGUUGCUGUAUGGUUGAAAUCAGGCAUUCAUGGUACAAUGAAAGCACCAAGAAUUUAUGAGACAAGGAAAGGUGACUCUCGUUCCUUCUUGUUCAUUUUGUUCAUGGGAAGAGAGAAUGCCAUUGAGUGGAGGGUACCAACCGUAGGUCACACAGUGGUUGCCUCGCCACUGCUGCCUCACCAGAAGAAGAGGGUACUUCUGUGACAAAUGGACUGUGCUUUAAACAAACAAACAGAACCACCAACAACAGAACCAGAGGAUGAGUCUAAUUCUUUUCAGGAACAUUUGGAAAAUCAAAAUACACUGUAUUGGAUGUACUUCUAAUUUUAGGAUUUAACAGAUAAUUGAUCAUAAAGGCAGUUGGCUUGACAGCAUCUCAGCUGCAGGCCCAUAUUUAGAUUUUAAAUUAUAUCCUUUGUGAUGAAGUUAAUGGUUAUUUCUGUGAACAGUUAAAUUUUGUACAAAGGCUGAAUUAAAUUAUGGAAUAUUACCUUUAUGUGUGUAAAGUUGCUAUCUUAACACCAAAUAGCUUUGACACGGUGAUCUUCUGAAAUCAAGUGUGUCCUGGCAGGAACUGACAGUGUCACAGGAGAAGUCAGAGAAGUGCAAUAGGGUUGGAGAAGUGUGAAAGGGAAGAGUGCUGGCCACAGGGUCAAAAGGCAACUACAUACAUAUUUCACAACACCCCACAGCAGUCUACAGAAAGAUUUCAGGGCCUGGGAUGUGAUGUGGCGUCUCAGCUCAGCAAAGCUUUGCUAGCCUGACAGUGAGUGAGUAAGUUCAGUUCCCCAAAUCAAAUCCAUGUGGAAAGAGACCAAAUCACAGUUAUCCUCUGACCUUACAUGGACACCCUGAUGUGAGCCAAUACCCUAUCCCACAGUUAUAAAUUUAUAAACGAUUUUAUUUGUCCCUAUAGAAGAAAUCCAUGUCUUGGCAUAUCUUGCAGGAUGAAUUAAAUGCUGACAGUGACUAAGUAAGAGCUGGGCUGCUCUGCUUUAGUGGGUGAGGUCUUUGGAGGUGAGGGUCUGCCACAUGCUCCCUAGAGCUAGAAAUACAAGUUUUCAAUAAAUAUUGACUGAAUUCA